GCGGCGGAGGGUGUUGUCUGGUGUUAAACGCAGUGAUACAUCGCGGGAGUCUAUCCUAUAACCUGCUGACGGACCCAGUGACGCCGUGCGGCCGCAUUCGCGUAGAGCGCAACGCGACAACUCGCGGAGACAUUUCGGUGUUUUUUUCCGCUCCCGUUAUCGCCACAGCGGCUCGAACGUCGGUCUACAAUGGAGACAAAGCCGGUCAUCACCUGCCUUAAAACCCUCCUCAUCGUCUACUCCUUCGUGUUUUGGAUAACAGGAGCCAUCCUGCUGGCAGUAGGAGUAUGGGGGAAGCUGAUGCUCGGGCCGUACAUCUCUCUGAUCGCUGACAACUCCACCAACGCCCCGUACGUCCUCAUCGGCACCGGGACUGUCAUCAUCGUUUUUGGCCUGUUUGGAUGCUUCGCCACCUGCAGAGGAAGCCCAUGGAUGCUGAAACUGUAUGCCAUGUUUUUGUCCCUCGUCUUCCUUGCCGAGCUGGUGGCAGGAAUCUCUGGAUUUGUCUUUCGCCAUGAGAUAAAGGGAACUUUUCGCAGAACGUACACCGAUGCGGUCCUGAACUACAAUACCCAGGAUGAGGCGAGCCGAGCUGUGGACUAUUUGCAGAACAAGCUGCGCUGUUGUGGAGUCUACAACUACACCAGCUGGUUUGCUAGUGUGUAUUACCCCGCCAAAGGCAUUCCUCCAAGCUGCUGCUUUAACUCCUCUGACUGCAGCUCUGAUGACCUCCGCAAUGCAACUGUGGCCCCAAGUAAAGUCUACCACCAGGGCUGCUUUGACUUGGUCACUUCCUUCAUGGAAACCAACAUGGCCAUCAUCGCAGGGGUGACGUUUGGAAUUGCCUUCUCGCAGCUGAUCGGCAUGUUGCUCGCCUGCUGUCUGUCCAGGAUCAUCACAGCCAACCAGUAUGAGAUGGUCUAGCUGGUGGGACGUGGCAGGGGUUUGAAGAAAAAGAGGCAUUCAAGUCUUGGCACAAGACAAGGAAAUUCCCCAAACGGAAUCUGGAUUGGAAUUUACCACCGUCCGUCUCUCAGCCCGUGAUCUUAAUGUAAUAUCUUAAUGUAUCUUAUUGUAAAGCACCAUUCCUUGACUCACAGCAGUUGCAUCAAAGCUUCAAGCACAUAUUGCACCGCUUCUUUACGUACAAGAUGUUCAUCGUAAACAGGAAACUCAGAUCAGUGCAGCUCCAACGCAAGCCAGUGACAUGUAGACGUUUGAGGCGCCAACAGCCAUGCUUUCUUUAAACACCUGCUGCACAUUUUCGUACAGACUGAGGUAGCUUAAGCCUGAAAGUAAUCCUUUAGUAGUAGUCUGAUUUAGUUUUGCACUUAAAUUUGCGCUUGCUAAUCAUUGUAAACUUCUAAGAUUGUGAGUCGUGUACCAACGUAUCAGGUGAGAAAGAAGAUCUAGAGUAUUUUUUACCUUAAUAAGAUAAGAACAAUAUUUUUUUGUCCAAAAUUAUACAUUUAGACAGGAAAUUAUGACUUAAUUUGAAUACCAAUUAAAGCUUUAUGAUGGAUUUAACAAAUGUGAAUUGUGUUGUAGAACUUCCACUGUGACGUCAAGUCGAUAGGAACUUAAAAAACAAAACUUUUUAACUUCAAAAUGCACUCAAAACCUUUGUUUGCUUUCUAGCUUUAUCAGGGGAAAAUGCAUUCAGAUGAGUCUGAGGGCUUCGUAACAAAAGCUGUUUUGAGACACAAAAUACGGAUUUAUUUAUCCACUCCCGUUUCCUGUGCUGCCCUUGGGCUCCUGAAGAUUCAAAGCAAUGACUGAGUACCUUCAUUUCUUUCACUUGACUUUCUUUCCUUUACCUCGUGACAUUUUUCUGCGAAUUUCAACAAAAGACACUUAGGAAGUAACUGUGGAAGUUCUGGUUUUCAAACACAGCGCCCUUCCUCGACAUUCUCUGCAAAGAAGCAGUGCCAAGGCUAACGUCUAAACGGUUCAAGCUAAGUGUUUUUGGCUCACAAAGCUGCUUCUUUGUCCACAGUCGUACUUAUUAAUGAGUGCAGAUACUAUGGUUUGAGUUAUGUCAUUGAAAUAUUCAGAGGAGGACGUUCUCUAACGUGGGCUUGGGGUCCAUGGCCUAAUUUAAAAUUCUGUUAGAUUCACAUUCUACAAGGUUACAAUGUGAUUCAAUGAAAAGCUGACUGGGUUCCAUUCAAAUUUUUUUUCAAUAUUAAAUGGAAAAUCAUUUUCUGUUUUCGAAAAAGAACAAAUGGCAUUACAGGAAAAUCCAUACAUUUUAUUGAUCAGUAUCACUCCAUCGUUCACAUCACGUUCAAGAACGUGCCAAAAUAUGGUGUCAAUACGCUACCCCAUACUAACCCCUUACCUACAGUCGUAGUGGUGCAAAUAUCAUGAAUCUUGCUCCACGAUAUUUUUUUCACAGCUCUAUUCUGAUUUAUGAAAGACUUGGUGUCAUAGAAUUCUGGCAUUUAAUGUAGAAGCUGAAAACAGACUAAAAACUAGCAUAGCUUUACGUAAACGCAAGAGUUUUGAACUUAGCAGCCCGAAACACACAUUUACAUAGACUUUUCAUUGGAAGCGGUUGCUUGAACGUGCGUUGCUGAGGCUGGUGUGAAUGCAGCAUCACAAGGAUUUAUUAUUUUAGUCAUUUAAAUGAGAAAAUAUCAGGGAGGGGGAUAUAACGGAACCUUCACCUCACUCCCCUCAGAGUGCCUCUAGUCCUCUUCUCACAGGUUGGUUGCAAAACAUUGUGACCUGGUCUCUCCAGACUCUGAAUGCAUCCUCUCCGACUCAGUAAUAUUUGAGCAAACCUAACAAACCCUAAUGAACAGCCCGUUUCUGUCAGGAGAAACAGAUCAAGAAACCCUGUUGGAUCUGAUUGUAAAGCGAGGACGAGCUGCUUCUCCUCCAGAACUGACGGUUGAAUGAAAAAUACUGCUCUACAAGCCAAGAAGCACUUGAUUUGAACCAUUCAAAUAAAUGUGAUUUUUUUAAAAACAAGAUUUUUUUUUUAGCAUAAGUCAAACCAAAUUAUUCAAGUACAAAUUCCGAAACAGCUUUCUUCUGGUGGAACCUAACCUGAUUUAAAUGGGAGGCAGACAGGUGUUUGUGAGAAUCUGUGUGACGCAUCAACCUGCUGCUUCCACCUCCAUCCUCCUCUGUAGAUAUGAAUCAGAAAUGUAAUUUCUAUGAUGUAAUGUUUCUCCUUCUAAUAUGCUAACCGGUGUAUCCGUGUCACGGAUUUGAAUCCACAUUUUGUGCUGUUAAUCUGUAUUUGUUGGGUAGUUUAUAGAAAACUUGCACUAAAAAUAUGAUAGUGGCUCAUUUUUUUGCCGAGAACAACGCACAGUUUCAGUGUAUUUAGGAUGUUUUUGUUAGCAUUUAGUUUACAGUGAAACCCCCUGCUGUGACUCUUUUUUUGUUGUGGUUUUAUGUUUAAUCUAAUUGACGGUUUUUACCUUGAGUGUGUAAGAGUGAGCAUCUGCAUUCUGUGACCCCCCUGCUGUGCUGCUCAGUACUUUGUCGUUGCUUUUGAAACUGUAAAUCGGAUUUUGUGAAUGUAUGUUUUACCUCCAAUCUUUUGUUCUGUACAUAUUAACCUGCAAUACCAUCCAGCUUACACGUGAGGUCGCCAUAGGCACUCAGAGGGAAUUGCAACAUGCUGUCCACCUCUGACUGAAGUCACCAUCAGUGUUCUUAUUAAUAAAAAUCAAGAAUAACAGUU
Messenger RNA from Oryzias latipes (Japanese medaka), 3700 nucleotides. RefSeq names its product tetraspanin 7 (gene tspan7). The record is from RefSeq and is a predicted model, not a curated record. Gene Ontology annotation, cellular component: plasma membrane. NCBI's taxonomy places the organism in Eukaryota, Metazoa, Chordata, Actinopteri, Beloniformes, Adrianichthyidae.